CGCUGUUUGCUGGCACCAUGCAUUUCAAGUUCGUACUGCUGCAUAUACUAUCAUUAGGUUAGAACCUGGCAGCUUAGAGGUUAACAAAGAAUUACUCUGGCAAGACGCUCAUAUAAUAUGUAUUAUUAUGAGGCCCACGUCGAUUCUCAAUGGUUCUUCUCGUUCCCUCCUGGGAAAACAAAUUAUUUUGGCAUUUCGCUGCCGUCGUCAUUCUCAUCUAUUUAGAUAAGGGGAUAUUGGAUGUAGUUGACUUCAACCGCCUCACUUCUGAAGUGAUCUAUUGAGGUGCCGCAACAGAGAUUAUAGUCGAGAAUAUAUGGCGUAUUAAUUGGACCGAAAUAUCAACAGCUAGAAGCUGCGUAAUACGGUGCAGGAUAAUAACACCUAGAGUUUUAUGAAUUGCGUUCAGAUGACAUUUGAUAAAGAUGCAGGAUCAUAAUUUUACCGAUGAUGUAUUCGAUGAAAAUCAUGGAGCUUCUCCUCUUCGCUACAUAUUGGUCACCGUCUUCUAUAUACCUUGUAUGAUCAUAACUUUCAUCGGGAAUAUAUUCGUCCUAAUGGCAUAUGGAAGGGAUAGGAGAAUUCGAGAAAGCAUAACCCAUGCCUAUAUCCUCAACCUGGCUUUUGCAGAUCUCCUGGUUGGUAUCGUUUUGUUGAUCAACGCAGAAAUAUUUUACACAAGAACAUGGAGUUUGGGCGGUUGGAUGUGCAUUUUAGCGUGGGUCUUGGACUACUCUGCAACGACUGUCUCGAUGUUGACGAUCAUUGCUAUAAGCGUCGACAGGUGUCUUAUGGUACAGAACCCACUACGGCAUCGUUCAAGACAAACCUUCAAAAAGGUAGCCAUCAUUUGCAGUAUUCUGUGGAUAAUCUGCAUAGCUUCACAUGCAACCCUUGCCCUAACAUUCUCUUCCGGAACUGGCUUCCUCCACGACGAAGAAAGAAUCGCCUCCUGUGACCUUGGCUAUGGGAACAAUGUUGCCAUUAUCUCGGUGAUGUUCGUGAUAGGGUACUUACUGCCCGGCCUCAGCGUCUUUUGUCUCAAUCUGAAAGUCUACUCCAAACUAAAGAGACGCUCAAGUACCUUCCAGACUACGCUAACUCUUGACCCGCUGGGUUCCAGAGAACUGCCUAUAGGCGGUCGUCAACACCGCCGGACCAGCUCGGUUAGAUAUAAUGACAUGCGGAUACACAGGAGCAGCACAACAAGUCAAGCACAACAUCAAAAGUUCGCAAGGUUCCUGACACUUCUCCUGAUAGUCUUUGUGUUAUGUUGGUCUCCAUUCUACAUCUACCAUUGCUAUAUAUUUGUGACUUCAGCAGGAAACUACAGCGCAGUGGUAGAUAAUGUCGCCGCUCUUAUUCUUUGGUCGAAUUCCGCCAUCAAUCCAUUCCUUUAUGCUUUCACCAAUGUCUUAUUCAAGGAGAAUUUCAUGAAUUUUCUGAGAUGCAAGUAAGGUGAUUCUCAUAAGGAGCAAGUGAUUUUAUCCAGAUGAAUUAUUUUUAUUGUGGAAUCGAAGAAUUGAUUUUUAUUUGAUUUUAUUGUUUUCUUCUGCAUUUAUAUCAUUCGUAUAAUGCAUUUUUCCAUAACAUAAAAUAACUAAAUUUCAUUCGUAGAUUUGGAGAUAAGUUUUGACGUAGAAUACUGUAAUUAUGUUUUAAUGCAUUUGCUUUGUUAUGACUGUAUAUUGUCCUUCAUGAAUUUUUGUAAAUUGACCCUUCCAGCUUGUGCUGCUGGUUAUUUUUAUGUGCAUACCAAUAAAUAAAUAAAUAAAAUAUUGAAGAAGUGUUUUGGGCAUGAAUAAUAGAGAAAAUAUAGCUACAAGUACCAAAUUAUGACAAACAAACAUUAUUGCAGAUCAGGAGAAGGAUUUUCAUCAUAGAUUGCUUGAAAGAAAGCAAUGUGGAGCGUUGUGGCCCAGUGGAUAAGUCUUCUGACUUUGAAACAGAGGGUCGUAGGUUCGAAUC
Lytechinus variegatus (green sea urchin) is the source of this 1968-nucleotide messenger RNA. Its product is annotated as octopamine receptor beta-2R-like. Gene Ontology annotation, molecular function: G protein-coupled acetylcholine receptor activity; G protein-coupled serotonin receptor activity. The transcript has a single exon. The record is from RefSeq and is a predicted model, not a curated record. Bases 426 to 1457 code for a protein of 343 amino acids. Gene Ontology annotation, cellular component: synapse; membrane; dendrite. Gene Ontology annotation, biological process: chemical synaptic transmission; G protein-coupled receptor signaling pathway, coupled to cyclic nucleotide second messenger; adenylate cyclase-inhibiting G protein-coupled acetylcholine receptor signaling pathway. Lineage: Eukaryota; Metazoa; Echinodermata; Echinoidea; Temnopleuroida; Toxopneustidae.